Molecule: messenger RNA, 1737 nt
Organism: Vespa mandarinia (Asian giant hornet)
Lineage: Eukaryota; Metazoa; Arthropoda; Insecta; Hymenoptera; Vespidae
Product: UBX domain-containing protein 7
Biological process (GO): proteasome-mediated ubiquitin-dependent protein catabolic process
Cellular component (GO): nucleus
Molecular function (GO): ubiquitin binding
Source: RefSeq, a predicted model, not a curated record
AUGUAUUUUCUCAAAGAUGGCGCUACUAAAGUUGAAUUUAAUGUAUAAGGAUUCGUGUUGGUUGCCCUGUUAAAGCUGUUUGUAUACUAUCCGAUAUUAUUCCAUGUUUUACAGAAAGAGUUAGAAAUAAGAACAAAUCAACAAUAAGGUAAUAACGUUCGUUUUGUUAAUUUUUGUGUGAGCUCGAAUUUGGUUUAACUUAAAAUGGAUCGAGAACUUGUCGAAAAAUUUAUGGAAAUAACUGGAAAAAGCGAAGCUACAGCAUGCCAAUAUUUAUCACUAGCAGAUGGAAAUGUAGAAAUGGCUGUUACUUUAAUGUUUGAAGAAGGACAGGUGCCUCAAGUUCAAGCAGUAGAUUCUGAGCCAGAAGUACGACCACCUAUAUUACCUACUCAAGAAAUACUGGUUGAUUCUGAACCAAUGUUUUCACUUCCAAGGUUGCCCAAUGCUUUUGAUAGAUUUAGAGAUUUCGCUCUUGAAACUCAACGGCAAGAAGAGGAAAUGACUUUAAGAGUUGCCGGUGUAAAAGAGAGCUCUCAACCUAAAUCAAAGCGUUUGGAAGAUUUAUUUAGACCUCCGAGUAAUAUUUUAUUUCUUGGUACAUUUGUGGAUGCAAGAGAACACGCAAAGUCUUUAAAUCGUUGGUUACUCGUUAAUGUUCAGGAUUCUCAGGAGUUUGUUUGUCAAGUUCUUAACAGAGAUGUGUGGUCCAACGAGCAAAUUCAAGAAAUUGUGAAGGAUCAUUUUGUUUUGUGGCAGGUAUUAUCAAAUACCAAAGAUGGAAAGAAUUACAUAGAUUUUUAUAAAGUAAUAAAUUAUCCGUACCUAGCAGUCAUAGAUCCUAGAACAGGGGAAUGUAUAAGAAAAUAUAAUCACAUUACUAUAGACAGCUUGAUAUCCGAUUUAAAUGACAUUUUAAGUAUUCAUGCAUCGCCAGAAGGUGCUUCUAAUGACAUAAUCAAUCAUAAAUCUGAUAAUAUUUCUUCGUUACUUGUGAAAGAGAGUCAAUUAUCAAAAACAUCAAAAAAUGAUUACGCAUCAUGUAGUAAAAGUACAAGAAAUGUAGCAUCCGAUAGAGAUUACGCAGACAGUACGUCUAAACAGCUGGAUAGUCAAAAUAAUAGCAAUUCAAAUAUUUCAAGCAAUAGUCCAUGUAUUCUGAAAAAAAGGAGACGACUCGACAAUACAAAUCAGAAGGUUGAAUCUCCUGAAAGGAAGGAAGAAAUGGUAGACAAAAUGCAAGACGGUAAAACUGAUGUAGAUACAGAUAAUGACAAGCCGCUCUUACGAUUAUGUUUACGAUUACCCACUGGUGACAAGGAAACAAUAUCCAUGUGUGCUAAUAAUACUAUUGAAGAUUUUUUGAAAAGAAUGAAAGACAUGGGUUAUCCGUUAGCCGAUUAUACGUACUUAGUUCCAUUUCCAAAAACAAAUAUUGGUAUACUCGCAGUAAAUAUUCGAUUAAUAGACACGAUUUUAUUUCCGUCAAAUACAGUGUUCAUAACAAAAACGUGAAUAUGUGUGUGCAUAGUACUUUUAUCUUUAAAUAAGUUAUUUAGUUAUAAAGGAUGAAGUAUACCUAAGAUAUAAGUUAUCCAGAUAUCUAGCACCGUGAAAGAUAUUCGGUAUAUGAUAUUUUUGUUGAGUACCUUAUCUUAUAUAUUUAAAAAAUUACCAUGUGUCCAUGUUUAUAUUCUACUUGUUGCUCAAAUAUAUUAAUAUCUUCUUUUUAUAUUA